AUGAAUAAAAACUAUUCGAGAACAUCAUGGGAAAACGAAAUAAACGAUGUCAGUGUUCUUCUUGGUUCAAUUAUAUCAAGGCGCGAAAUGCUGGAACAGUCCCAAAAUGCAGCUAAAAUUUUAUUUCCCUCAUGUUGGUUAGCUGAACUGGUUAUUUCAAAUAGACAUCAACCAUCAGUAAACUGUCCUCUUGAAGUACUUAUUCGUGAAAUCAGAAACUCAACUGAUCAAGAGAUUAGUGUUAAAGAAGUAACGACAAGUUUUAUUAAUCAAUUAGCAUCUGUUAGCAAAAUUCAAAAUCAGUCAAACUUCAAUACAACGAACAACAAUCAGUACAUGAUAUCAUUCGAGUUGAAUAAAGACAAUAAAUAUGGUGAAUAUGUUGCUCAUUUUGUUAUGAUUUUGGAAUCACUACCGAAAGCUCACCUUCACAAGGUACAACUGCUCAAAGAUCAGCUUUCGUCUACACUGAAUCGAAUUAUUCGUCUGGAACAAUUCAAUGAAUUCUCAUCAACCUCAUCACUUUUAAAGCAAAGAUAUCCAUGUUGCAGUCAGGGUGCAGAAGCUUCAACAUGGAUAAGCCGUGAAGAUAAUGCGUUAAUUCUUAAGCUUUGUGAAUCACUUUGGGAUAAAGAAGCGAAUCGUUUACAACAUAAAGUUCUUAGAUAUAUAAUGGAGCGUACAAAUUCAGAAAAUGGUUUUAUCGUGAUGCGAAAUAUCGACACUUCAGAGUUGGUUUGUCACUGUACUGGAAAUGAAAUAUUCGAUGAAUCUACAUAUAUUGAAAAUGAUAGUUUUUUUAAUGAAAUAAUGCAAUCAAGAAAAACAUUUAAAGCAUCACAAUUAAAUUCAGAACAAGAACAUACUUUAUUAUCUAUUCUAUCAGUUCGUAAUGCAUAUAUGAAUAAUGAGAAUUAUAUAACUAAUCAAAAUACAGAUAUUCAAAUUCAUUCAGUUUUGUGCAGUCCAGUGUUUACUCGUUCUAGUGAUAACCCUAUUGCAGUUGUUUGUUUGAUCAAUAAAAGAGAUUCUCAAUUUACACAAUCAGACGAGCGUAUUAUCGAAGAAUGUUUUCGUUUUGUUGCACCUAUCCUCUUAAGCUCAUUGGCAUAUCAAAACGAACGUUACAUAAGAGAUAGAACUGAAGAUAUGCUUAAAGUUGCAAGAAAUAUUUUCACUCAUAUGAUGGAUUUAACAAAUCUUUUAUUGAAAAUAAUGCAAGAAGCUCAAAAUUUAACCAAAGCUGAAAGAUGCUCAGUUUUUCUGCUUGAAUCAGAAACUAAUGUAUUAGUUGCAAAAGUAUUAGAUGGAUUACCAACAGCUCCUAAUAAAAAUACACGUUUUACAACAGCAGAUGGCAAAACUGUUACAUUACCAGAAGAAAUUCGACUAAGUUUAAAUCAAGGCAUCGCUGGAUAUGUAGCUACAACCGGUGAACUGUUAAAUAUAAAGGAUGCCUAUGCUCAUCCACUUUUUUAUCGUGGUGUUGAUAAAGAAACUGGAUUUCGUACAAGGAAUAUAUUGUGUUUUCCAAUAAAAAAUGAAAAAGAUGGUAUAGUUGGUGUUGCACAAUUAUGCAAUAAAAUCAAUCAUCCUUUUUUCACAAGAGCUGAUGAAGAUGUAGCUAAAACAUUUUCAAUUUAUUGCUGCAUAAGUAUAGUACAUUCGUUAAUGUACAAAAAUGUUCAAGAUGCACAACAUCGUACUAAAUUGGCCAAUGAACUUAUGAUGUACCAUAUGAAGGUGGAUGAAGACAGAAAGAAUUGGUUAUCCACUUGUGAAAUUAAAGAUAUCAAUACAUUUCUACCUAAUACAAGUUCUUUUGAAUCUUUACCAAGAAAUAUUCAACCUGAAAAUGAGACGUAUCUUUGUACAUUAAGCAUGUUUCAUAAUUUGAAUUUAAUUAAUCGUUGGCGUAUUUCACGGAGAACACUGGCUCAAUUCAUUCUGAUGGUUCGUCGUGGUUACCGUACUCCAGCUUAUCAUAAUUGGAUGCAUGCGUUUUCUGUUGCACAUUUUGUUUAUGUCUGUAUUAAAAAUUUACCAUUAGCUAAUAAUCAAUUGGAUGAUAUUGAAAUAUUGGCAUUAUUUGUAGCAUCAUUAUGUCAUGAUAUUGACCAUCGUGGAACGAACAACAGUUUUCAGGUCCAGUCUAAAUCUGUAUUGGCUGCUUUAUACAGUUCAGAAGGUUCUGUUUUAGAAAGGCAUCAUUUCUCUCAGACCAUUUGUGUAUUAAACACAGAGGGAUGUAAUAUUUUUGAAAAUGUUUCAAAAGAAGAUUAUGGUCAGUUGUUAGAUCAUAUUCGUGACAUAAUCCUAGCAACUGAUUUGUCACAUCAUCUUCGUAUAAUGCCGAAAUUGGAAGAACUAUCUCAUAGAGGGUAUGAUGGGACUAAAUCAGAGGAUCAUUACCUUCUUUUAUGCCUCUUAAUGACUUCAGCUGACUUGAGUGAUCAAACCAAAUCUUGGAACAAUACAGUUUAUGUCGCGAAAUUAAUUUAUGAAGAAUUUUUCCAACAAGGUGAUAUGGAAAAAUCAUUAGGACAUAAUCCAGUUGAUAGUAUGGAUAGAGAACGAGCAUGUGUGCCACAUUUACAAAUCUCUUUCUUGGAUUAUAUAAUUACACCACUAUACAAGAUACUGAACAAUUUAUAUCCACAAUGCUCAAGUAUUUUAGAUACUAUAGAGAAAAAUCGUGAUAACUGGAAAAUAAUUCUUGAACUUGUCGAAAAAGGUGAUAUUAAAGGUAAUGGUUCGGAGAUUUUCAAUCAUAAUCUUAUUGAAAUAUUGGCUCAGUUACAAGUGAAAUCAACAACGGAACCAAAAUCAGUAUCCUUGGCACCGUCAGUUGUACAACCACUUUCAUCAUAUUCGUCAUCAUUAAAACCAGAUAAAUAA
Schistosoma curassoni is the source of this 2898-nucleotide messenger RNA. Lineage: Eukaryota; Metazoa; Platyhelminthes; Trematoda; Strigeidida; Schistosomatidae. The record is from the annotation of a GenBank genome assembly.